UUACGGUAAAUGACCAACUGUCAGCUUUCCCGUAUAGUAGCGUCGUCACGGUAACUGCUCUGCCUGUCAAACAUGGCGCUCUCCUGCUCGAGUCUGUGCAGCCGGUUGUCUUUGACCCGACUAAGUGGUCUGAGCACAAACARGAUAACACAUGGCUUUUAUCUUCAAUACGUAUCCUGCCAGUCCAGGUUACCUUUGUGUAGGCAUUUUACUUCUUCUAAAGUCAGACGAGGUAUUGGACGAUAUGUUUCCUCCAGAAUCCAGUGGGCAAAUGCCAAAUAUCAAGACUUUCUUAAAAGACGAUUUCCUCGAUUUUUCCUGCUGUAUCACACCUUUAAGGAAGGAUUCAAGAUGUUGUUCCAGGAUGCCAGAGAAGUGAAGAAGAUAAAAACCAAAAUGCUGACGAAGGGAGUAAAGUUUCACGAUUUACACUACAGGGAGAUGGAAAAACUCAGACAGUUUCGCAGAGACCUAAUAAAGGCCGUCCCAUUUGUGAUUAUUACCAUUCCUCCAUUUGCAAACUACCUGAUUUUUUUCCUAAUGUACUUUUUCCCUCGUCAGCUGCUGAUUCCUCACUUCUGGACUCCCCAGCAGCAGCUGGAGUUUCGGAAAGUGUAUCAUUCCCACAGGACUCAGCACCACCAACCGGUUCUCAAAGAGCUGGAGGACGUUUGCAUCCAGGUGCAACGCGGCGGAAACCCGAAUGUCUCUGAAAUCCUGGCUGUCAGAAGUCUGUUCUCCAGAGCUCCUCUGGCCAUGAACACAAUGAGCAACGAUCAGAUGAGACGCAUCAGCCCCCUCCUCUUCCUCACGCCCCGUCUCCCGGGCUUCCUGAUUGGUCGACGGCUGAACAGCCACGCCRUGGAGCUGCUCCAGCUGGACCGAGCCCUGAGCCGAAUGGGCCCUCACCAGCUCAGUGACUGGGAACUCAAACAGGCUUGUUAUGUGAGAGGGAUGAACGCUGACGGUCUUGCUACCAGUCAGUCUCUGGAGUGGCUGUCCCAGUGGCUUCAGGUGUCCUCUGCUUUAAAAGAGUCAGAGCUGUCACUUCUGCUGCACUGCAUGGUGCUCAUGUCUGCAAACUUCCCCGGCGCUGCGAGCCAUCACUGACAGGAAGCCUGAUCCUGUGAUUAUAGUCACUUGUGUUGCACACAAGAGUGUCAACAUCUUCUUAAAAAAGAAAUGUAGAACAUUUCCUGGCUAGAUUGGGUUCAAAAGAAAAACCAACACCGGACACUGAUGCUAAUUUGCUCGAUGACAAUUUAAUAUGGAAACAUGACGUCAAACAGUCUUUUAUCAGAGACAACAGGUGUUUCUGUUUGCAGUUCUGAACCUUGGCGGGGAAGUUUAAUUUCCKCUGGAGCGCUUAUCUGCUGUGCCAUGCAAAAGUAUUCACACCCUUUCAUUUUUCUACAUUUCUUCAUUUUAAAUCCACAGUUUUAUGUGAUAGACCAACAUAAAAUGGGACAGACUGCUUUUCUUUCUUAAAAAUAAAAUCUGUCAAGAUCAAAUGAAACUGGGACUUUAACUAGGUCGUUUUGUUGGGUCAUUAUCCGACUGGAAGGUGAGUCCAGACCCCAGUGUAAUUCUGACCCAGCUGAGUAAAACAAACCCCACAGCAUGUUGCUGCCACCUUGUUUCAUCCUGUCCUUGGUGUGUUCGUAAUAUUUUGCAUGUUAGGGCUCUUGCUUGAAUUGGAUUUUAUUUAGGGGAAUCAAGAGUGAAACGGCUAAAAACAUGUAUGCCACACUUUUCAGAUUGCUAAAAGAACUUUGUAUUUUGAACUUGGCAUCAUUUUACUCCCACUUCAUAAUUAUGCACGGCUUUGUGCUGGUAUUUCAUUCAGUACAAAAAGGCCCAAGGGGUGUGAAUACUUUUUCAAAGGAUUGUUUAAAAACUCGGGUUAAAAUGUUCAUUGUUCCUGUUUUUCAGGUCAUUGCUGCUUGAACACGUGCUUAGCUUCUGCUUUUGUCYGAGUUUGYACCUACACUCGGACAAAAUGCAAGUCGGGGAAACAAAGACGAUUCUACUUGAGAAAAAGAAAUAAAGUUAAAUGAAAAAUUCAGAUGUAAAUCAGUAGUAAUAAAUGUAAGGAGAGCUGUAUGCAGAAUUUGUGGACAUGUUGUCAUCAAACAUGCUGUAAUCAAACAUGCUGUAUUUUCUCUUGCCGUUACCUCAUUUUAUGCUUUAUUUUUAUUUUCUAACUUUCUGGUCACGAUAAAGUUGUUCAAAAGACUUGAAUUAGCUUUAAAUUUUAGACAAAAUACAGAAAUUGGGGGAUGAAGCCCAGGUGUAGACUGUCAAGUUGUGAUUGCACUUUACUGUUUACUUUUUGUAUCCAUCAUUUUGUUCACGUGGAGAUUUAAAUUCAUGUAUUUUAGCACAAAGUUUCAUCCAACCWGUUCAAACACCGAGGACUGAAAGWACAAAGGAGUACAACAUAACUGGAGUUGUAAAGUUCAUCAUUAUACUUCCUGUGCCUUUCGUAAGUUUUGGCACUCAGCAUCUGAAACAUGAAUCUUUUUGUAAUUAUAUGUUAUUUACUCAA
Molecule: messenger RNA, 2548 nt
Organism: Poecilia reticulata (guppy)
Lineage: Eukaryota; Metazoa; Chordata; Actinopteri; Cyprinodontiformes; Poeciliidae
Source: RefSeq, a predicted model, not a curated record